AUGUCGUUCCCCGUUGUCGAUGGCGUUGAAGUGUCGGUUGAGCCGCCUGCGGGCUACCAGGUCGACUUCGAAAACCCGCAGACGGCUGAAUCGACGAUACGAAAUGCGUACUGGAUUUUCGGCCUCGAAUUCGCAAUUGCCACGAUAUUCUUGGGACAGCGCAUGUACACCAAUGCCGUGUUGAUACGCAAGUUUCUGAUAGAUGACUAUCUAAUUCUGUUCGCCUGGGUUCUUUCGAUAGCUGCCCAGUCAUGCUUGCUCCACGCCUACACCCACAACCUCCUCGGAGUCCAUGCGUGGGAGAUGCCUGUCGAUAGCAACACACAGUCUUCCCUCCUCGUCAUGUCGACAACACUCACAUACAUCCCGACCACGAUUCUAUCGAAACUGACGCUCUGCUUCUUCUACUUCCGCCUUUCGCCGUCCACGUGGUACCAAUACACUGUCUACUUCACUGGCUUCAUCUGCUCUGGCAGCUUGAUUGGCAUCUGGUUCAGCGUGCUCUUCGCUUGCAAGCCCAUUGCUGCCACGUGGGAUGUUCGGCUCGCCACCAACGCCACCUGCAUCAACCGACCUCCCAUUUACAUCACCCAGGCGGCGUUCGGCUGCGUUACCGAUUUAAUGCUCUUGAUGCUUCCUGUUCCGACCAUCUUGGGACUUCAGAUGUCUACGCGACAAAAGAUUGCCUUGCUUGGCGUGUUCGCCAUUGGUUCCAUUACCCUCGUCACGUCCAUCGUUCGGUUGGUUCUUCUGCUACCCAGCCUUUCGAACCCGGACCAAAGCUGGUCGUUGGCUGAGGGUUGUCUUUGGGUUAUUAUCGAGGCCAAUCUUCUCAUAAUGUGCGGCUCAUUGCCCACGUUACGAGUCUUCCUUAGGCAUGUAGCGCCCAAGAUACUCGGCGAAAGCAACGCCAGCCUAUCAAGCGCGCAGAAAAGCGGCAGCAGAAACUAUGGGCUGCGUACAUUCGGCGGUUCCAACUAUUCCCGCAAGAACUUUGGCACGCUGGUCGAGCUUGAACACGGCACCCACUUCAACCGUCAAAGCUUACGGCCAGACGGUCUGGUCAAAACCGACGUCAAUAUCCACGGCGGGCGAUCAGAAGAGUCAGUGGAAGGGCAUGUUACUGGGGAGACGGACAGUGAGGAUGGGAUUUUGCAGACUCGCACGACUACAAUUCAGUACACACAGAAAUGA
Messenger RNA from Ilyonectria robusta, 1194 nucleotides. RefSeq lists its product as uncharacterized. The record is from RefSeq and is a predicted model, not a curated record. The coding region runs from base 1 to 1194 and encodes 397 amino acids. The transcript is spliced from 5 exons. NCBI's taxonomy places the organism in Eukaryota, Fungi, Ascomycota, Sordariomycetes, Hypocreales, Nectriaceae.